UACAAAUUACAAUUAAUCAAUUAUCAAUUCCCGGUUAACUGGCUCCCCACGCAAUUUCACGGUUAACACUCACUAACACUUGCGUACACGCGACCAAUCAAGAUAAACCAAACACAAAACUCCAAUUAUCAUUCGAUAAUUAUGAGAUUAAACUAACAAGAAAGCUGGUUGUCAUCGUCAAUUAUUCUGGGGGAUUACAGUUUGAACUUUGAGUUUUGCAACUUUGCUCAUCUUUAAUGACGAUUUUCUCUCACCUAACCCAAUUCCGAACUUCCGCCAACUCCUUGCUGUCUGAAUUCGAGCCGCUUACUUUAAUUGUUGCUCCAAUUUUAUCUCUUUUGAUUGCUGGAUUUCUUCAAUCUGUUAUUACUACGGUACAAGAAAAUGGGCUCAAAUCCAGUCUUAUUGCAUCCUUCAUGUAUUUGAUCAAGUUGGUUCCUGGUGUUAGGAGCUACCUGGAUGCUGAAAAACAGAAGGUUGUGGAUAAGAUGCAAUCAGGUAAUAAGUCUAAAAGAGAUGGUUGGAGAACCGAGUUACCGGCUACUGGCUUGGGAAGUAGAGUGAUUGAUAUGAUGAAAGAGGAGAAGGCAAAGGAUGUGGCGUGGCAAGGAAAAUGUUCCGGUACAGUAUACAUCGGAGGAGCUGAGUCUGAAGGUCAUUUUUCCUUGAUAAAUGAAGCAUGUUCAAUGUUUGCACAUACCAACCCGUUACAUUUGGAUGUUUUCCAAAGUGUUGUUCAUUAUGAGGCAGAAGUAGUUGCAAUGACAGCUGCAUUACUUGGAAGUAAAGAAAAGGCUUCUGGAGGUCAAGUAUGUGGAAACAUGACUUCAGGAGGCACCGAGAGUAUACUAUUGGCUGUCAAAUCUUCACGCGAUUAUAUGAGAACCAAGAAGGGAAUAAAAAAACCAGAAAUGAUUGUCCCUGUAUCUGCCCACUCAGCAUAUGACAAAGCUUGCCAGUAUUUCAACAUUAAACUUUGGCGUGUUCCUGUGAACAGUGAAUUUCAGGCGGAUGUGAAAGCCAUUAGACGUUAUAUCAACAAAAACACCAUCUUGAUUGUUGGAUCUGCACCUGGGUUCCCACAUGGCAUUAUCGAUCCCAUCGAAGAGCUUGGCCAACUAGCAACCAGCUCUGGGGUCUGUUUCCAUGUUGAUCUUUGUCUUGGUGGAUUUGUUCUUCCUUUUGCACGCAAACUUGGGUAUCCAAUUCCACCAUUUGAUUUCUCUGUCCAAGGAGUUACCUCAAUAUCUGUAGAUGUACACAAAUAUGGUUUGGCCCCCAAAGGAACCAGUACAGUUCUCUACCGAAAUCAUGAAAUUAGGAAGCAUCAAUUUGUUGCUGUAACCGAGUGGUCUGGUGGUCUCUAUGUAUCUCCAACAAUUGCUGGGAGCAGACCUGGCGGUCUGAGUGCUGGUGCAUGGGCAGCAAUGAUGUCUUUGGGAGAGGAAGGUUAUUUGGAGAAUACAAGACAGAUUAUGGAAGCGACAAAGAAGAUUCAGGAAGGAAUAAAGGGUAUUCCGGAGGUAUACGUCGUUGGAAAGCCCGACAUGACUAUUGUGGCAUUUGCCUCCAACAUCGUUGAUAUAUUUGAAGUUAACGACCUUAUGUCAUCUAAAGGUUGGCAUCUAAGUCCCCUGCAGCGACCCAACAGCUUGCAUAUCUGUGUGACCCUUCAGCAUGUAUCGGUGGUUGAUGACUUCCUAAAGGAUCUGCAGGAGUCUGUGCGAACUGUAAAAGAGAAUCCAGGUCCAAUAAAUGGCGGACUUGCUCCAAUUUAUGGUGCUGCAGGAAGAAUGCCUGAUAGAGUAAUGGUACAAGAAUUGCUGGUUAAUUUCAUGGACAGCGCUUAUUGACGCCCUUAUGUCCUUGUUGCAGUUGUUCUAUAUCUCUUACCAUUCACAUUUUAUGUUGGCACAAAAAUGAACGAUACACUUAUACAAAACACGACUUUUUUUCUUCUUCUUUUGCUUUCCUUGAUUGUUUUAAUUUCUUCGUACAGUAUGAAAGGAAUGGUUGGAUGUUUACGGGGGUACAAAGAAGUAUUCAAAAACUUUUACGGACCACAACUGUAUAGAAUAAUAAUCGGUAUACGAUGCUUUUGGUGGACUUAAGAAUGUAAGGAGCUUUCGAAUGAA
Molecule: messenger RNA, 2135 nt
Organism: Spinacia oleracea (spinach)
Lineage: Eukaryota; Viridiplantae; Streptophyta; Magnoliopsida; Caryophyllales; Amaranthaceae
Product: sphingosine-1-phosphate lyase
Exons: 15
Coding region: 237-1853 (538 amino acids)
Biological process (GO): sphingolipid catabolic process; carboxylic acid metabolic process
Cellular component (GO): endoplasmic reticulum
Molecular function (GO): pyridoxal phosphate binding; sphinganine-1-phosphate aldolase activity
Source: RefSeq, a predicted model, not a curated record